AGAGUGGAGAGAGAGGGGUGUGGCCGUAAGGGGUCUUUUGCUGCUGAUGCUGUGGAGAUUGCGUUUAUCUCUCAUCUAGUCAUUGCUGUCUGCAAUUCGUCCUGUCAACACCGGCGUCAUUCGCGCCCUGGAUGGCUGCAUUUCCCGAGCAGUUUUUCCCGAGGACUUUUGACUUAUAAGUAAACAACCAUGACUGACCCAAUGACACAAGAUUCUUUCCCUGUCCCGGAUCCCACAAUCGUGGACCCUUCGGCCGUACGGAACGGCGGGUGCGCGUCUAAUGCGAAUCUAUCCAAAAUACCGAGUCAAGACGAUCCUUUUAAUAUGGACCGGGACCAAGAGAUGAGAAUCACCGACAGCGUUGAUGGUCAAGGUAGCCUGCUGGAGAGCAGCAUGCGACUAAAGCCCCACGAGGCUCAGAACUACAGGAAGAAGGCAUUGUGGGUGUCUUGGAUCUCCAUCGUGGUGACAAUCAUCCUGGCAGUGGCAGCCUUCACUGUUUCAUUCAUGAGACACAGCGCAUCAGCCUUCGGAUUUGCCUUUGACGCCACGUUGGACGUGCUAUCUUCAAUCAUCGUGCUGUGGCGUUAUAGCAACGCAGCAGCUGUCCACUCUGCCCAUAGGGAAUACAUAGCGUGUGUGGUCCUUGGGGUGGUCUUCAUCUUGUCCUCCCUGUGCAUUCUGGGAAAAGCCAUCCAUGACCUGGCCACCAAGCUGCUUCCUGAAGUGGAUGACUUCCUCUUCAGUGUGUCUAUUGUCAGUGGGAUUAUGUGUAUUAUCCUGGCUGUGUUGAAGUUCAUGCUGGGGAGAGUGCUGACCAGUAGAGCCCUCAUCACUGACGCGUUUAACUCCAUGGUGGGGGGAAUCAUGGGUUUCUCCAUCCUCAUCAGUGCUGAGGUGUUCAGACACCACCCUGACGUCUGGUACCUGGACGGCUCCAUCGGCGUCAUCAUCGGACUCGUCAUCCUCGCGUAUGGGGUCAAACUGCUGCUGGACAUGGUACCCAGGGUGAGACAGACCAGGAACUACGAACGCUUUGAGUGAGCCAGUCACCAGAUUAGUGGGAUGCUCCGAGGACCAGGGUUACACCUGCCACAGCCCCAAUCUCUCUCUGUCUCUCUGUCUCUCUGUCUCUCUCUCUCUCUCUCUCUCGCUCUCUCGCUCUCUCGCUCUCUCUCUCUCACACGCACACACACACACACACACACACGCGCACGCGCACACACACACACACACACACACACACACACACACACACACACACACACACACACACACACACACACACACACACACACACACACACACAUAUAUAUAUAUAUAUAUACGCACACACACACACACACACACACACACACACACACACACACACACACACACACACACACACACACACACACACACACACAUAUAUAUAUAUAUAUAUACGCACACACACACACACACACACACACACACACACACACACACACACACACACACACACACACACACACACACACACACACACACACACACACACACACACACACACACACACACACACACAGGCCUUAGCCUGGAGAGACUCGGAGGGAAAAACAAUGAAAGACAUUAAGAUGUUGUCAUUCUGAAUGCCAACCCCUCAAUCAAGCUUUCCCAUCCAGCCCCCCCCCCCUCCAACCAUUUCUCCUUACCUCCUGACACAUUCUGUCCAUCGUUACUAUUAUCCAGAAAAGAAGGAGGGAAUGAAAGGGGUGUGAAAAUGACCAGGAAGAGGUUGUCAUUAACGGCUGCUACCAGAGAGAGGAGCUUUCCUUUGGCACGUCUAUUUGAACCCCUUGCCAUUGUUGCUAAGCGACCUGGAAGCCCUGGCAUUUUGAAAGGCACAAGAUCAUAAUUUUCAUAUUGAUCCAAACCUCCUGGGAUCCUUAGUCAAAUGCUCCCUUUUCCUUGCCAACACUGAUUAGUAAUACCUGUUGUAGAUCAUCCAUCUCAUCUUCUGUGAUGUUUUAAAAUCCCUAGGUAUUGUUAGAAUUUAUAAUGAGUCUGGUUGACUCACUGCAGGUUCAGAGUGCGUGUUGGAGUGGAAUCCUGCCACUACUUUCUGCCCUGUCUGUCUCUGCUCUCUGAGAUUAGAAGCUGUUAACUAUAGUAUACUGAACGAGAAUAUAAACGCAACAUGCAAAAAUGUCAAAGGUUUUACUGAGUUACAGUUCAUAUAAGAAAAUCAGUCAAUUUAAAUUCAUUAAUUAGACCCAAAUCUGUGGAUUUUACAUGACUGGGAAUUCAGAUAUACAUCUGUUGGUCACAGAUACCCUAACAACAAUGGGCCCCAGGAUCUUGUCACUUUAUCUCUGUGCAUUCAAAUUGCCAUCGAUAAAAUGCAAUUGUGUUAGUUGUCAGUAGCUUAUACCAUAACCCCACCGCCACCAUGGGGCACUCUGUUCACACCGUUGACAUCGGCUAACCGCUCGCCCACACAACGCCAUGCACAUGGUCUGCUGUUGUGAGGCCCGUUGGAGGUACUGCCAAAUUCUCUAAAACAACAUUGGAGGCGGCUUAUGGUAGGGAAAUGAACAUGAAAUGACCUGGAAACAGCUCUGGUGAACAUUCCUGCAGUCAGCAUGCCAAUUACACGCUCCCUCAAAAUGAGACAUCUGUGACAUUGUGUUGUGUGACAAAACUGCACAUUUUAGAGUGGCCUUUUAUUGUCCCCAGCACCUGUGUACCUGUGUAAUGAUCACGCUCUUUAAUCAGCUUCUUGAUAUGCUACACCUUUGAGGUGGAUGGAUUAUCUUGGCAAAGGAAAAAUGCUCACUAACACGGAUGUAAACAAAUGUGUGCUCAAAAUAUGAGAGAAAUAAGCUUUUUGUGCGUGUGGAAAAUGUCUGGGAUCAUUUAUUUCAGCUCAUGAAACAUGGGACCAACACUUUACAUGUUGCAUUUAUAUUUUAGUUCAGUAUAUAUAAAGAGGGCUAUACAGUGUACGGUAGGUAGGUCUGUGAGCAGCUCACACAGCUGGAGUCAUAUACUGUAAAUGAAUGUGCCCUCUGCAGUGCUUCUCCUGGCUUCUCUACUGACACAGCCCAGGUGCCAGUAGAGGACACAGUGAUACAUGUAUAUAUCCCUGUGGUAGAGGACUAUGGCCAGUCACUCCACGGUAGUCCUCCACUCGCUGGCUUCAGAGAGAAACAAAAAAAAGAGAGAAAGGGAGGCCCAAACAGCAGGGCCAGGCCAGUAUCUGGAGGGGUGUGGCUGCCCAUUGGUAAGAUAUAGAGUACUGUACAUGCACAGAGCAGACCAGACCAGAGCAGACCAGACCAAACCAGACCAGAGCAGAGGCGAGCAGACUAGACCAAACCAAACCAGACCAAACCAGACCAGACCAAAACAGAGCAGAGCAGACCAGACUGGACCAGACCAGACCAAAACAGACCAAACCAUACCAAAACAGACUAGAGCAGACCAGACUAGACUAGACCAGACCAGACCGUCAAGCAAGGCAGAGAGUAGUUCACAGUCAACAUUGACUUCAGGGUUGAGUGCGAAAAGCAAACUGUUAGCAUAAGUGAAUAUAUGGCAUUACAGUGUCCCACUGAAAAGCUGAGAACAAAGAACACAAGUCUAUCAAUCACUAGAAGUACAGAAACACCGUUCUACUUGACAAAGCACAAGUAGAAGCCUAUCCAGAUGGGAGCACACAGGGAACCAGACUAGAGACAGUUACAGUAGCUACAGUAAUACCUCUUCCUCCAGAUAUGCAUGCUGUACCACACUGUUUUGUUCUAGAUAACAGUGUUAAAUCCUGUCAUAAUAAUGACUGUAUCCCUCCACAAUCUUGUCUGGGAUAACCGUGUCUAUAUAACUGAUAGUCAUAUGUUUCAGUGCCAUACAUGCUCAGAUUCCUAAACGAAGACAACAUUAUUAGCCAGCUUGUUUACAUGGCACUUACUUAUGUUUACAAUGAUAUAUACUGUAUGUAUCUAUGUCAGUAGAGCGUGAGAGAAAUACUGACGUCAAGGUUAGAGACAAGAAAGUAACUGGUUCAGGUAAAGUAGUGUAGGUAUGUAUGUACAGAGCACUAUAUUGCAAAAUUGUAUUCAUUACUUUUUAAACUAAAUUAGAAUUCUUAACAUGCGGUAGCCAAUAGAUGUGAUUAUGUGCCAUGUUUCACAAUUGCAAUAGUUAUAUGGUGGACACAUUCAAGUUAUAUGUCAAAAAUAAAUGUACAUGUCCCAACUUAAUCUACCUGUCCUGACAGUAUGGACCGUAACCAACAUAGAGAGUCAAUAUUAUGUGCGGCCAUCGGUCACUAUGUACAUCAGUGAUCUGCUUCACAGCAUAUUGGAUCACCAUCAACGACAGUGUUCUCUCUCUUCCUGUUUACCUCCGCUUACCCCUCAUAGUAGUGAUGCGUUUCCUGUUUACCUCCGCUUACCCCUCAUAGUAGUGAUGCGUUUCCUGUUUACCUCCGCUUACCCCUCAUAGUAGUGAUGCGUUUCCUGUUUACCUCCGCUUACCCCUCAUAGUAGUGAUGCGUUUCCUGUUUACCUCCACUUACCCCUCAUAGUAGUGAUGCGUUUCCUGUUUACCUCCGCUUACCCCUCAUAGUAGUGAUGCGUUUCCUGUUUACCUCCGCUUACCCCUCAUAGUAGUGAUGCGUUUCCUGUAUACCGUACGCAAAUGACUGUAAAUACAAAACAUAAAAUGUGUAUAAAUGUUUAAUACACUGUUUAGAUAGAGGCUUCUAGAUGUAGCAAACCAAUAGGAAUAGCUAAAAUGGAUGAAUGUUAUUUUGUAAACAAUAGAUGAUUCAUAUUAUAUUUAAGUCGUAGUAUAAGUCUUUACACUGCCAGUUCAGCUCAGCUUUGAGUUGAUACACUGUAAAUGUGUAAGUGAGAGCUUUCUUUACCCCCACGAAGAUGACAAAUGCAUAAGUCUUCAAAAAAUAAAAAGCACAGAGUUUAGAUCUUAAAUUCCAUCCAAAGAAGCACAGAAAUAGGAAGUUAAAGAAAUGUUAUACUUCUUAGAGUAUCAUUCCUGGUCUUACAUUGUUAAAGUAUGUCUGUGCUCACUGCUUAGAAGACCAGGAUACAGUAACAUUCUCAAUAACACGGACAAACUUCCCCUUCAGCUGAAUUUAGAGGCUGUUAAAAAAGAUAGUAAUUUUCCAUGGAAUUGGUAUGUAAUGCUCUCAUGCCUGGGUAUUAAUCCCAGUGUCAUACAACUGAGUUGUGCAUACUGUACAUUGUAAGUGAGUAUACUGUAGAUGCUGUAGAUUGACUGACAUAAUAGGAGCAACAUCUAUUUUGUAAUUACUUCACUGUAUGGAUGUGUUUUCUCCAAAAUGGCGCCAGAUGACGUCUCGUGAAGUUGAAUUCGUGCUAAGAAUCUGUUACAGUAAUUCCCGAUUCAAAGCUGUGAAAUAAUUUCUAGAUAUGUGUUUAAUGGUGUAAUUGGCAGCAACGUGCUAUUAAUUAAUUGGCUCAUUCGUUUUACUUCACAAGCACUGGCAAUCAGACAAAGACAGACACAGGGAUACAUGGAAACACACUAGUAAUCAGACAAAGACAGACACAGGGAUACAUGGAAACACACUGGCAAUCAGACAAAGACAGACACAGGGAUACAUGGAAACACACUGGUAAUGUAAGGAAGCAGACACAAGCACAAUGUCAUAGACAAAACAUGUAACCAUAGCGAUGUCUUCUACUGAUCAUUUGAUGAAGUUAUGUUAUAGCAACACUAGCCCUUUCCACUGUUUACCUUUGCAUAGGCUGACACAAACCCCAGCGUUCUACAGUAUAUACUUUUUUUGCUUUUCUAAAACGCACACAUACACAUUCACACUCGUCUAGGCACAUCAUCUUAAUGUAAAUUACACCUGUGAACAGUUUAAGAGUAGAAUCAUGUGUCUGAUUGUAAAUAUUUCAAUGGUAUUACAGAUUAUGUAAACACUACUGUAUGUAUAUUUAUGUAGAACACAUAUCUGACUAUGUGGUACCUCUUCCUCACAGAGGAAACGUUUUAUUGAACAAUAAAGUUUUCUGCUCAUUCA
Molecule: messenger RNA, 6040 nt
Organism: Oncorhynchus kisutch (coho salmon)
Lineage: Eukaryota; Metazoa; Chordata; Actinopteri; Salmoniformes; Salmonidae
Product: transmembrane protein 163
Exons: 8
Coding region: 190-1044 (284 amino acids)
Cellular component (GO): synaptic vesicle membrane
Molecular function (GO): zinc ion binding
Source: RefSeq, a predicted model, not a curated record